Messenger RNA from Cataglyphis hispanica, 934 nucleotides. It is a transcript of the gene Hsc20, whose product is annotated as iron-sulfur cluster co-chaperone protein HscB. Lineage: Eukaryota; Metazoa; Arthropoda; Insecta; Hymenoptera; Formicidae. The record is from RefSeq and is a predicted model, not a curated record. Gene Ontology annotation, biological process: protein complex oligomerization; [2Fe-2S] cluster assembly. Gene Ontology annotation, molecular function: protein-folding chaperone binding; ATPase activator activity. The coding region runs from base 3 to 746 and encodes 247 amino acids. Gene Ontology annotation, cellular component: mitochondrion. The transcript has 3 exons.
AAAUGUUUUUGACGAGAAUUAUUAAAAAAUCCACGAUGGCAAUAAGCCCGAUCAAGCAGCAAUGCAAGCUGUAUUCGUAUCAUGCAUCGAGGAAUACGAUUCACCCUGCGAUCCAAUUAUCGGGAAGUUUACGUUUCUGCAGUGACAGCCCAAUUAAAUGUUGGAAUUGCAAUUAUAUAUACAAAUCUGACCUGUUCUGUUCAAAGUGCAAGGUGUUGCAGGAAUUACCACAGAACUUGGACUAUUUCGACAUCAUAGGAAUUAAAAAAAAUUAUAAUGUGGUAAAUGAAGAAAUACAUAAAAAAUAUACAGCAUUGCAAAAAAUGUUACAUCCUGAUAAAUUUGGUAACAAAUCUGAGAAAGAAAGACAAAUCUCAGAGAAUUUAUCUUCUCUAAUAAAUAAGGCUUAUAGUACAUUGGUGCAUCCAUUAAAAAGAGGGUUAUAUAUGUUACAAUUAAAAGGUAUAUCGAUACCAGAAGCGACCACCAGUUUGAAUCCAGAAUUUCUUAUGGAGAUUAUGGAGCAAAAUGAAGAAAUAGAAAAUGCGAUGGAGGACAAAGACAAAAUCAUCAAAUUGGCCAAAGAAUCCAAAGAAGUACUUGAUACAUUGUCAAAGCAAGUGGCAGAAGCAUUCAAUAAAGAAGAUAUUGAAACAGCAACAAAGAUCUUGAUAAAAAUGAAAUAUUAUGAUACUAUAGAUAAUAGAUUAAAAAGGCUAAAGCAUGAUCUAGGUAUAGUAGAAUAAAUAUAUUAUAACUUUUGCAACAAAUUUUCUGUUUUUAAAUCAUUGUUCUUUAAUGCAUUACAUAUCAAAAAACCAUGUUUUUGUAUAUGUAACUUAUGCACAAAUUUUUAUAAUUGCAACAAGUUAAAGUGUAAAUAAUGCAUUAGUCUAAUUUAAAAAAUGUAAAUAAAACAAGAGAGUGUGUCAGA